CGAUUGCUCGGGAGAGCGUCCCCGCCCUCCGAGCCGGGCGCUGGACCAAUCAUGGCAGCCGCGCGAGGCAUCACGGGAACUCGGGGGCUAUAAAAGACCUGGUUGCUAUUUUGUGCUCCCCGAGUCACCCGUCCUUUAAGCGCGCGGGGCGGUGCUUGGUGCGCGUGCGCGGCCUCGCUACCCCUCCCAAACUGCCAACUCUGCGCGCAGGCGAGCUGGGCUCGUUCUGCCUUGGUUUACGCGUGCGCCCAGCGGGCUUGGCCCCGGAAGACUAGGCGCCUGCGCAGUGGGGGCUAAGGUGACAGCCCUCCGGGUGGGGCGCGGGUCUGUCAUGGCGGAGCCCUGGUCUGGGCAGUCCUUGCAGGCGCUGCCGGCCACGGCGCUGGGCGCUCUGGGCGCCCUGGGCAGCGAGUUCCUGCGAGAGUGGGAGGCGCAGGACAUGCGUGUGACCCUCUUCAAGCUGCUGUUGCUGUGGUUGGUGCUAAGCCUCCUGUGCAUCCAGCUGGCGUGGGGGUUCUACGGGAGCACGGUGACCGGGCUGUACCAUCGCCCAGGUCUGGGCGGCCAGAACGGAUCCACACCCGAUGGCUCCACGCAUUUCCCUUCGUGGGAGACAGCAGCAAACGAGCCUCUCAAAACCCACAGAGAAUAAGGGAGGCAGCAGAGGGUCUCCAGGGACAUCUCCGGGUCUGCCGGCUCCCACACUGGGUCCUACUGCUGCCCAGGCCCCAGGGACGACUGCAGGGGCGUCAGGGUUGGGGGGUAGGGAGUACCCCAGUUCUUGUGGAGUUGGGCCCCACUGCCCUGGGCAUUUCCUCCAGCAGCCCGGGCACUGGGCCAGGAAAGAGUUUCUCUCCCCUGAUCUGGUGCCUUAAGGAAAGCAGGCAUGCUGCUCUCUCGGUCAGUGUAGAAGCCUCUGGGUUAGGAAGGCCAGCAGCCCAUUUCCUGUCUUGGCUUUUUCCUGUCCCUCUUCCCAUCCCCCUGGGAGGUGACCCACAGGGAUUUGUCCCUCACGAAGCCUGAGGUGACUCGCUCUGGGAUUUGCAAGGGAAGUCUGUUUUCACUUAAACCAUAGGUUUUCUGAAUUUGGUUUUGCUGUGUUGGCAGGGACCCAGGAAUCUUGGCCUGGACACAGCCUUAUACUCUGUGGGUACUUAGUUGGCCAUUCAAGUAUAAGUAAGGCAGGGGCAGCUGGCACCAUCCAGACAUGGAGGCACCAAACACCCAGCUUCCGGUCGCAUCCAGAGCUCUCCAGGUGUGAGCCAGGCUAUGGAAACUCUUAUCCUGAGCAUCAUCCUCAUAUUCCUCUCAAUCCUCGGAGGGAAGCUGGGUGCCUGGAAGAGGCUGAGCCCCAGGGUGACUUCCCACCCCAACACUUCAGUGCUCAGCGCCCCGGGUGGUGGUCUGCCCGCUGCCCCUCCUCGGGAUCCCAAGCAGUUAGCGGAGGGCAGCCCUGCCCGCAGCCUCAUCACUUCCCAUCUUGACCUGGAACCACAGGAGCUUCGUCCUAAGAGCGCGCUCUCGGGCUCAGGCCCUCCCCACUAGCGCCAUCUCAGCCCCCAAGAACUUUUAAGAGGGCAGAGCCACAGGCGAGGCAGGCCUGCCACUUCCCAAGUAGGCCAGGGGGCCUGCCAAAGCGAUGGGCGGCAAGGCCAGUUCCUGAAGGCAUGUGGCCUAGACCUGCCUCCGGGCCGUCUGCCUGCCCCCCGUCGGUGUCCCAUCGCCAUCUGGCAGCCUGUGCCUGGACCGCCUGCACAGGGCGCUGAGCUCCCGUCCGGUGCUUACUGCCAAGACACCGUCUGCCGCGGGGUGAUGGUCUGGCAGCCCCAGGUGACCCACUGACGCCACCACACACACAGUCGGGGUCUCAUUCCACUCGAGGCUCAACUGAGGACGUGGCUAUUAAACAUGGAAGUGCA
Myotis myotis is the source of this 1919-nucleotide messenger RNA. RefSeq names its product T cell leukemia translocation altered (gene TCTA). The record is from RefSeq and is a predicted model, not a curated record. The coding region runs from base 332 to 652 and encodes 106 amino acids. The transcript has 3 exons. Lineage: Eukaryota; Metazoa; Chordata; Mammalia; Chiroptera; Vespertilionidae.